AUGCAUUUUUUUGCUUUCAUUGAUCCAACUGAUGUCUUGAACAAUGUCGUCAUGCAUCUCUUGGUGCACACACCUCUGACCCUACAUGAAAUGAACUUGAUUUUUUGGGCUCUCAACGAGGUCAAGGCAGCACAGAACAACGACCUGCUCAACACCUUCUUUACCCGAAUCCAGCAACAUGAUAUCCUUUCAACACCCCGGGUCUGUUCUACCUCCAGACCAACUGUUGAUCAACUUAAUACCACAACAGUGGUGAAACCGAAGACGAUGAUCUCUCUCUCUCCAGGGACAAAAAUUAAGACUGGAGCUCCAUGCAGAUCUGAGGGUCUUGCCAAGUUCAACCAGCUUUUGCGUAUCCAGGAGGAGUUGGGAUCUGAGGCCGUUUACGCUGGACUCAACUUCCGCACACCUGUGGAGCCUUAG
This is a messenger RNA of Microthlaspi erraticum, 423 nucleotides long. Lineage: Eukaryota; Viridiplantae; Streptophyta; Magnoliopsida; Brassicales; Brassicaceae. The record is from the annotation of a GenBank genome assembly.